AUGUCGAACUAUGCGAAAUUCAUGAAAGACCUUCUGUCAAAAAAACGCAAGCUGAAGGAGUACAAAACAGUGGCCCUAACUGAGGAAUGCAAUGCAAUCAUCCAGAAGAAACUCCCUCCCAAGCUGAAAGAUCCAGGCAGCUUCAGUAUCCCUAUAGCCAUAGGAAAUAUUGAAGUAGGAAAAGCACUAUGCGAUCUGGGAGCAAGUAUAAACCUGAUGCCGCUAUCCAUGUGCAAAGCUCUUGAAAUCAAAGAGCUCAAGCCGACUACGGUUUCUCUCCAGUUAGCUGACAGAUCAAUCAGACGACCAGAUGGGGUAAUUGAGGAUGUUUUAGUUAAAAUUGACAAAUUUAUCUUCCCUGUAGAUUUUGUGGUUCCGAAUAUGGAAGAAGAUGCCGAAAUUCCCCUAUUGCUUGGAAGGCCAUUCUUAGCCACUGCAAGAGCAAUGAUCGAUGUGGAGCAAUGGAAAUUGAUGCUGAGGAUGAACGAAGAAACAGUCACCAUCAAUGUCUUCGAAUCAAUGAAACAUCCAUCAGACGGAGGAGACUUUUUUAUGAUUGACAUAAUACAAGAAGCAGUUGAUGACACGAUAAAAGAGGAGAGUUCCCCACUCGAGUUAAAGCAAAUCAACGAAGAAGCUGAACUUGAAAAAUAA
This is a messenger RNA of Gastrolobium bilobum, 654 nucleotides long. RefSeq lists its product as uncharacterized. The record is from RefSeq and is a predicted model, not a curated record. NCBI's taxonomy places the organism in Eukaryota, Viridiplantae, Streptophyta, Magnoliopsida, Fabales, Fabaceae. The transcript has a single exon. Bases 1 to 654 code for a protein of 217 amino acids.